Fibroporia radiculosa is the source of this 489-nucleotide messenger RNA. RefSeq lists its product as uncharacterized. The coding region runs from base 1 to 489 and encodes 162 amino acids. The record is from RefSeq and is a predicted model, not a curated record. The transcript has a single exon. NCBI's taxonomy places the organism in Eukaryota, Fungi, Basidiomycota, Agaricomycetes, Polyporales, Fibroporiaceae.
AUGCCGCCGCACGCCUCGAGUACCGACCAUCGCGAUGCGCCGCACGCCUCUCGACCAUUUUUCGCGCGCAGCGCGAUGCCGCCGCACGCCUCGAGUACCGACCAUCUUUCGCGCGUAGCGCGACGCCGCUGCCCACCUCGACCAUUUUGCAUGCCUCUCGACCAUUUUUCGCGCGAUACUGCCCGUUGCCGCACGCCUCUCGCCGCCGCCCGCCUCGACCAUUUUGCAUGCCUCUUGACCAUUUUUCGCGCGCAGCGCGAUACUGCCGCAACAGAACCCAAUCGCGAGACCCAGCACAGAACUCGGCCGCCCCGACCAUCCGCACGCCUCUCGACCAUCUUUCGCGCGCAGCGCAAUGCUGCCGCACGCACGCCUCUCCCGACCAUUUUUCGCGAACCUAACCCUAACCCUCUCUCUCGCUGCCGCACGCAGGCCUCUCCCGACCAUCUCUCGCAGUCCCCCCCUCUCGACCAUCUUUCCGCCUCUUGA